Messenger RNA from Dermochelys coriacea (leatherback sea turtle), 5527 nucleotides. It is a transcript of the gene MICALL2, whose product is annotated as MICAL like 2. Gene Ontology annotation, molecular function: protein binding. The record is from RefSeq and is a predicted model, not a curated record. The transcript is spliced from 18 exons. Lineage: Eukaryota; Metazoa; Chordata; Testudines; Dermochelyidae. The coding region runs from base 1105 to 3636 and encodes 843 amino acids.
GACCCUUCCCGGGGCACUGCCCCUGUUUGCCCCCCUUCUGCGGCGGGGCCGGGUCGGGGCCCUGGGGCUUCUCCCGCCCCGCCCGCUCGGCGCUUCCGCCGGGCACACGGUCGGGGGCGUUGGGCUGGAGCUUCCCCCCCCGGCGCUGCUACGAGCCCCGGGACUCUGCUCACCCGCGCUGCGGCGGAGCGCGGCCGGCUCCCUGCCCCGGGGAAGGGGCCUCUCUCCAGGCCGAGGGGGCGCCCUGAUCCCUCCCCCCGCUCCUCCCCUGCGCUCUCCCCGCCUCUUGCCCACAGAUCGGGCCGCGGCUCGGCUCCUUCCCGCCCGCCCAGCAGGCUGCAGCCGGGACCCGCUGGCGGGGCUGCAGGACAAGCUGCGCCUUGGGCGGCGAGCGGGGCUCGGCGGCGGCUCCCCGCGUCCGGGGCUGGGAGUCGGGAAGCUCCUGACACCCUCUGGGGCUGCCGCGGGCUCCCUCCGCUAGACACAGCCGGGCUGGGGCCAGCUUCAUCGGCACCCCCCAGCAGUGACGGGGGGGUCUUGCAUCAGCAUCGCCUGCAAACCCCCCCCCCCAGCAGUGACGUGGGGUCUUGCAUCAGCAUCGCCUGCAAACCCCCCCCCCAGCAGUGACGUGGGGUCUCGCACCAGCAUCUCCUGCACCCCCUCAGCAGUGUCUGGGGGAGGGUCUUGCACCAGCAUCGCCUGCACACGCUCCCCCCCCAGCAGUGACAGGGGGGAGUCUUGCACCAGCAUCGCCUGCGUCCCCAGCAGUGACGGGGGAGGGGCAGGAACUAGCCUUGCCUACACUCGCCCCCAGCAGUGACGGGGGAGGGCUUGUGCCAGCGGUGGCGGGGGCUGCUUGCAGCAUUCCUUUUCUUGCCUGCAGAAGCAGCCUGGGAGGUUGGUAGCAAAAGCACUUUGCAGCAGGUGAAGGAUCUGGGUCUAUCACAGAACCAAGCUGGUGGAGUUUGGGGCUCUUCAGUUCCUGGCAUCGCUAAGUGCUGGCUCUGGAUGUCAGAUUUUCCACUGGGAGCACCGCAGCACGGAUCUGUCUUGCCUCUCCUGUACUUGCCUAACCCCUGUCUCUGACUGCCCCCCUUACCCAGAAUGGCAGCCAUCAAAAACUUGCAGCUGUGGUGCAAGCAGCAGUGUGAAGGCUACCGGGAUGUCAGCAUCACCAACAUGACCACCUCUUUCCGGGACGGCCUGGCAUUCUGUGCCAUCCUUCAUCGGCACAAACCAGAUCUCAUAGACUUCAAUAUCCUGAGUAAGGAAAACGUUUAUGAGAACAACUCUCUAGCAUUUCGAGUGGCUGAAGAACAGCUGGGCAUUCCUGCCUUGCUGGAUGCUGAGGAUAUGGUGUCUCUGAGGGUGCCAGACAGGCUGAGCAUCCUCACUUACGUCUCCCAGUAUUAUAACUAUUUCCAUGGACGCUCACCAAUUGGAGGCCUGUCUGGAAUCAAGCGUCCCACUUCUGAAUCAAGCGAGGAGCCACCUGGGAAAAAGGCCAUUUCGGAACCCAUCAAGCCGACUCCUGUAAGUUCACCAGCACAUCCACCAGCUGCAGCCAAGAUAAAUCCAGCAAGUCCAGGGCAGGAUCUGCCAAAGGAAAAUCCUCCAGUGACAUCGAAAAGGAUCCUGGUAGACAGUGGUAAUCUUCGUAGCAGCAGCUGUGCCAUCUGUGGGAAUCACGUGCACCUGGUUCAGCGACACUUGGUCGAUGGGAAGCUCUAUCAUAGGAACUGCUUCAGUGAACUUCUGGAGAUUAGGAUGGCUGCUUCUUGGACAAUAAAAAGGCUCUUCAGAGCCGGCUUGGUGGGGUGCAAACAGUGUUCCAACACUCUACAGUCUGGGGCCUACAAAACCGGGACCGAACCUGGUACUUACAUCUGUACCAGCCACCAACAGCCAACCAAUCUCUGGAAUUCUGGACCACGUAGCAUAGAGAACAAACCUACUAUGACCUCGGGAGAUCCCCAGAAGGUAUUGGUGAAAUCAAGUCAGUUAAACAAAGGCACCAAUUCCACCUCCGAUUCCCCCAGUUCCAUCAUGCCAUCUAGGUUACCUGCUGGCAGCAAUUCUAGCUCUGGUCCCAAAAGCCUAAAUGCUCCAUGGUCCUCGUCAGCUGGGAAUAAAUCAGAUUGCCAUGAAGGUACCACUUCAUCUUCUUGGACAGCAUCAGGAGCAAAAACGCAGCAAGCCCGAAAGAAAUUCUUCGAGUCCAGUGGGGGUACUUCAGAGUCUUCAACUGCCAAAUCACCGGCUACUAAAGAUCAAGACCUUCCUUCUCUUCCCUCUCAGGCUGCUAGUAAAACCACCUUUGGCAUAUGCUUUUCUGGGGCAAACUCAGGCGGCACUGAGAAAGAUAAAGCACGUCAACAUCUCAUGCUGGCUCUUCCUGGAUCAAAUGCCACUGCAAACAGGCCAGGAGGGGUCAGUUCCAGUGGUUCCCCGCUGCCCAGCAGCUUUUCUCCCACUGUCUCCCCCAGGCAGAGUCCUGAUCACAAAAUACAGGCCAACAAACCAGGCCAUACAAAAAAAACAGAGCAUGCAGUCAUUGAACCUUCAUCCAAAAGUCCAGGAAACAAGGUAGGAGUUUGGGCUGCCACGCAGAAUGGAGAGAAGGGCCCGGCCACCCUCAGACCUGCCGACACAGCGCGUAAGCCUGACUGGAAAGACACCAGAGUAGGAGGAGUGAAUGCCAGUGAAGAUAAGUCUGAGAACCCAGCCUCCUGGCGAUCCAUAUUGAAGCCAGUGGCCAACAAAGACUCCAACCAGGGUGUUCCUAAGAAACCUGUGGACAGCUCCAAGGUGACGAACAACAUAGCCCUGAGCCCAGCACAGGGGAAGGAGAAAUCACCUUCAUCCAUUGCCAUGCCAACAAAUAAGGACACUGUUCCAUAUGCUGCGCUGCCUCAAAAGAAGAAACUGAUCCCUGACAAGGAUCUUUGCAGUGACUGGCCAAAAUGGGGAGAGCCUUCCAUCCCUGCCAAGGAGAAGGAGUCAGGCCAGACAAAUCGGGUGUCUGCUCCAGUUAAACCGCCAGCUCCAAAAAUCUUCCAGAGCAAUGAAGUGGCAUCCCUGACCAAGCUCCAAGAAGACUACAUCCCUGAAGAAGAAAUCCAGGAGAAGGUGCGAGAGAUCGAAAAGCAGCUGGAUGGGCUGGAGCUCAAGGGAGUUGAUCUGGAGAAGCGUCUGCGUGACUGUGAGGGAGAUGAUUCAGAGGAUGCUCUCAUGGUGGAUUGGUUCAAACUGAUCCACGAGAAACAGCUGCUGCUGAGACUGGAGUCAGAGCUGAUGUACAAAUCGAAACAGCAGAAGCUGGAGGAGAAGCAGUGGAAUAUCGAGAGCGAGCUGCGGCGCCUAAUGAACAAACCAGAGGAGCAGAAGACCUACAUGGAGAAGAAGCGGGAGAAGGAGCUGCUGGGCUCCUAUUUGAACACUGUCAAUGACAGAAACGAUAUUGUGGAAUGCCUGGAUGAGGACAGACUCAGAGAGCUAGAGGAGGAUCAGAUGCUGGCAGACAUGCUCCGGAAGCUGGAUGCAUCUCCAGAGAGCCAGGAGCCCAACAAGAGGAAAAACAAGUUCCGCUGGUCCAAAAUAUGGAAGCAGAAAAGCAAGAAGAAAGCACAGCAGUGAAGUUCCCUGCAUGGCAGUGUGGAAGGCCGUGGCGUCCAGGAGAUGGUCCCUCCCCAGCGCUGCUUCUCUGGAGUCAGACAGUGCUCCUCUGCCCUGAGAGAAGGGGAUUCAGGGCAUGAGGACUGCUGGGGCAGCAUGAUUCCCCUCUCCUCCCAGAAGGAGCUCGAGGCGUUACCCACCCAGCUGAGUGAGAGCUGCAGUCUCUGUCAGGAGAUUGGGACUUGGGAACUCUUGCUUGAAUUCUGCGCUGUGCCUUGCACUGAGCCAGCACUGGCCUGGCUCCCACUCCGCUGAGCAGAGCUGAUUUUCUCCCUGGCUGCUAGCUCGCUGGCUCUCUGGUCACACUAGUUCUGAUGACCGCUCCCUGACCACCCACUGCCACUGAAUGGGCUGCACUCCUGCCCAGGAUGGGUACGUGAAGGGGGAGCUGUUCCGCACCCUCCCUCCCAGCAUACAUUUGCUCCACAAACAUUUGGAAGCUCGAAGGGUGUCUAUAUUGCAGGAAAACACCUGUCGUUGGCCUGUGUCAGCUGACACAGGCUCAUGGGCUAUAAAACUCCAGUGUAGAUGUUCAGGCUUGGGCUGACGCCCAGGCUCUGAAACCUCAUGAUGGGGGAGAGUCCCAGAGCCCAGGCUCCAGCCAGAGCCUAAAGGUCAACACUGCAAUUUUAUAGCCCUGCAAUCCUGAGUCAGCUGCCAUGGGCUAGCCAUGGGUGUCUUAUUGCAGUGCAGACCUGCCCUGCGGAGCCAGGAGUCGUCGCCAUGGGCCACCAGGGACAGAGGACCUCUCGCAUCAGGAACUGCAGGCCCCAGCAUGAACAGACUAGGAAGGGAGGGCGGGCACAGAGCUGGGGAUCUGGCUCACAUGGGGAGAAGGUUAGGGAUGGGAAGGCCCUCGCUGGGCUUUGAGGAGAGAGGCUGCUGCAGAGACAUUCAGCAGCACUUUGACUUUCCAAACUACAAGGUGCUUGUCUGUCUGGGCCAGGCAUCUCCAUGACAUGACACUCCCUGCCGCCUUCCGCAGGAAGGGGCAGGACAGUGCUUGCUGUCCUGGAGACUGGGCUGGUAAGUGGAGCUCUCGCUGCCUAUGGCUCGUCACUCAAGAGGUGGCAGCAGAACCUCUUACAAUGAGCUGGUAACUCAGGAGCCCACAUGGACAAUGGGGGUGAGCCGCCCACCUCUCCCCCAGCCACAUUCUCUUAGCGGGGUAAACAGUUGUCUUCUGAGGCUCCUUUAAUGGUGAGCCAGCUGCUCCCUGGGGUCCGAGUCUGCUGCAUUAAGGCUGGGAUGGGGAAGACAGCCGAGGAGGGAGGCCUUUGCUGAGCUGAAGGAGUCUCAAGUCAAGGCCUCUCUCCUCACCCCUCCUCUCUGCACAUACAGAAAAGGACUGUAGCCAUGCGUCUGACCCGACAUGCAUACACAUCCGGCCUACAGCUCUGUCACUCAGGGCACUGGGCACCAUGGAUGAAGAUUGGGAGGAGGGGUUACAAAUCUUACUUUGAUCCCCUAUAGCACUUGGAAUCUCCCUGCGUUUAUUCCCCUACUCCAUCACAAUAGAUCUCCUUAGGAUCUCGCUGGAUGCUCUGCUCCUGCACGAGAGAGACUUUUUCACUGGAAGGUGGUCACCGCCUCACUCUCGGGAUUGAAGUCUGCAGCUUGAUACUUGUGCCUCGAAGUGCGGUGGUGUAAUGUUCUCCUUCUCCGCCAGGUGGCAGUAUGGUCCUCUGACCAGGUUGCUUUGCCCAGGGUGGCGAACAGCUGAUUUGCUCAGGAAGUACUAAUGCUUUUUCUGUAGGGUGUGUGCUGUAUCUGUAUAGUCAGCGCUGGCAUAUGGGGAUUCACUUUAUAUUUGCAUACGUUUCUAUUCAAUAAAUAAAAUUUUAAAGGAAAA